Messenger RNA from Archocentrus centrarchus (flier cichlid), 2266 nucleotides. RefSeq names its product POU class 2 homeobox 1b (gene pou2f1b). NCBI's taxonomy places the organism in Eukaryota, Metazoa, Chordata, Actinopteri, Cichliformes, Cichlidae. The record is from RefSeq and is a predicted model, not a curated record. The transcript has 15 exons. The coding region runs from base 16 to 2106 and encodes 696 amino acids. Gene Ontology annotation, molecular function: DNA-binding transcription factor activity, RNA polymerase II-specific; RNA polymerase II cis-regulatory region sequence-specific DNA binding. Gene Ontology annotation, biological process: regulation of transcription by RNA polymerase II. Gene Ontology annotation, cellular component: nucleus.
GGCAGCAAAAGGCCAAUGUCAUCAGUCAGAGGCAACCGAGUGCAGAGCUGGACACAAAGAGUCAGGGGCAGUCAGAGGAAUAGAGUUUCUGAUGCUAAAGUGAAUAAUCAGUCAGAAACUACUAAAUGUGCAAUGGAGAGUGGUGACGGGAACACCGGUAUCCAAACCAAUGGGUUGGACUUUCAUAGGCAGACGGUGUCCACCACAAGUGCAAUCACUAAUGCACAUGCACAAGCCCUCCUCCAACAGUUGACCCUGACCCCAGCGCAGCAACAGCUGUUGAUCCAGCAGGCCCAAGCUCAGCUCCUGGCUGCUGCUGUGCAGCAUUCAGCCAGCCAGCAGAACAGCACCACUGGGGCCAACAUCUCAGCCUCUGCAGCCACACCAAUUACCCAGUUGCCCCUGUCACAGCCCAUCCAGAUCGCCCCUUCUCUACAACAGCAGAAUCUAAGUCUGCCCCAGUUUGUUCUGGUUCAGCCUGGCCACCCUAUUGCCACACCACUGCAGCCCGCUCAGUUCAUCAUUUCACAGACAUCGCAGGCCCAACAGGGCAUAUUGCAAGCCCAGAGUCUUCUAACUCAACUACCUCAAAGCCAAGCUAACCUCCUGCCGACUCAACCAAGCAUCACCCUUGCAACUCAGCCUGCAACUCCAACCCGCACAACAGCAACCACACCUAUUCAGUCCCUGCCCCACAGUCAGACACCACCCAAACGGUUGGAUACUCCCACACUGGAGGAGCCUAGUGAUCUUGAGGAGCUGGAGCAGUUUGCCAAGACUUUCAAACAGAGACGUAUCAAACUGGGCUUCACGCAGGGGGAUGUUGGCCUGGCCAUGGGGAAGCUGUAUGGAAACGAUUUUAGCCAAACUACUAUUUCUCGCUUUGAGGCCUUGAAUCUGAGCUUUAAGAACAUGUGCAAACUCAAGCCAUUACUGGAGAAGUGGCUCAAUGAUGCAGAGAACCUGACAUCUGACCAGUCCCUGUCAAGCCCCAGUGCCCUGGGUUCCCAGGGCAUGGGCAUAGAGGGAAUCAACCGCAGACGGAAGAAAAGAACCAGUAUCGAGACCAACAUCCGAGUGGCCUUAGAAAAGAGCUUUCUGGAGCAGAACCAAAAACCUACCUCUGAAGAGAUCACCAUGAUCGCUGACCAGCUCAACAUGGAGAAGGAGGUGAUUCGGGUCUGGUUCUGCAAUCGCCGACAGAAAGAGAAGAGGAUUAAUCCUCCCAGUAGUGGGAACAGUGGAGGAGGCAACACCCCUAUCAAAACUAUCUUUACCCCCAGCAGCCCUUUGGUGGCUAGCACAGCAAGCCUUGAUAGCAGUCCAACUAUUACCACACCCACCACUCUGACUGUAAACCCAGUGAUGCCUCUCACCAACACCAGCAUCCCCAGUCUGUCUUUCACAGGCACAACAGUUGGAGCCACAAACACUGCAUCAGUCAUCUCAACGGCCCCUAUGGUUACCACAGCAACCAGCUCUCCAUCUUUAAGCGCGUCCCAGACGACUAAUCAGGCUACAGCCACAGAGAGCAAAGCUGGCACGCAGGCGCAAACCAUUGUCACCCAGGCUCCUUCAUCCUUUGCUACCACUUUAGGGACGGGUCAGGUGAUGGUGGCAGCUCCGGGGCUGUCUGCCGCACUGCAGGGGGCCGCCCAGUUACCCACCAGCGCCAGUUUUGCAGCUAUGGCUGCUGCUGCGGGACUCAACCCGGGACUGAUGGCGUCUUCGCAGUUCACCCCGGGGAGUGCCCUCCUCAGUCUUACUCCUGGUGGCCUGGGCAGUGCGCUGAGCCCUGCUCUCAUGAGCAACAGUACUCUGGCUACCAUUCAAGCACUGGCAUCGAGCGGCACAAUCCCCAUCACCUCUCUGGAUGGUGGUAACCUGCUGUUCGCCAACACAUCUGCUGGUAGCACACCCAACCUGGUGACCACGCCGCUCUUUCUGAACCCCCAGAACCUGUCGCUGCUCACCAGCAACCCCGUUAGCCUGGUGUCGGCCGGUGCGGGAGGUCUUCAGGUCACUGCCGAUGGUCACCAUCAAGCCACCACGGCUGCUGUGCCUGUGCAAGCCUCGACCAUUACCACUGCUCCCAAGGCUCAGUGAAGCCAGUCAGGCUGCAUCUCGAAUUAAUGCCCACUUUCUUACUUCAAGCACUACUCCUAUCACACCAUGUAGGGAUAAGGGUGGUAUUCUGAUAUAUAUAUACAUAUAUAUAUAUAUAUUGUAUCUACCAUUAAUUAAUCCUUUUUGCUGCCACCAAAAA